CCCUUCCUGGAGGUGGUGAGACGGGACGGGGGCAUAGCGGGGUGCCUGGUAGGGGGGGAGGAGCAUCGGGUGGCGGCACACGCCGAUGACAUGCUCUUCCUCCUCGAACAGCCAAGAAUCUCGCUACCGAACCUACUAGAGGCCUUCCGACUUUAUGGCGUAGUUUCUAACCUGAAGCUCAACCUGGCCAAGUCGGAACUGAUGCCCCUCACACGUGAUCCGGCCCUUCAUAGACACAUCCAGGCACACUUCCCCUUCCGGAUUUGCUUGACUAAAUUGCGGUACCAGGGCAUCUGGCUACCGUGUGACCUAGCUCAAGCUUAUUCCAUGAAUUAUGUCCCCUUACUCACAGCCCUACAACAAGAUAUGAAGCGCUGGGCACCCCAAUAUAUAUCCUGGUUCGGACGCAUAAAUGCCAUUAAAAUGAAUGUUAUGCCCCGUAUAUUGUACCUGUUCCAGACGAUCCCGGUCAUUGUCCCACGGAACUUCUUCCAAACGUUGUCGUCCGCCUUUAAGCAGUUCGUAUGGAACCAGAGACCCGCUCGCAUUCGGCAAUCGAUCCUGGAACGCCCUAGAAGUGAGGGAGGCAUGGGCUUGCCUUCAGUCCUUACUUAUUACCGAGCUACACACUUGUCUCGUUUAGUGGAUUGGCAUGCAGCCCCUAGCGGGAAACGGUGGGUAGACAUGGAAAAGGAACAGGCGGGGGGAGGUAAAAUACCGUCCCAGCUGUAGCUGGGAGAUGCCACGUUUCAGGAACUGCGAACGGGCAACCCGUUGGUGGAUGCAACUCUGAAGGUCUGGUGUGGCAUCCGGUACUCUCAACAACUCACGUCCUCGCCGAAUCCACUUAUGCCCGUGACGCAUAACCCAAGACUUGCAGGUGGACUCUCCCCGGGUGAUCUGAGGAACUUUGGGGCCACGGACUGGACCUACCUACAUCAAUGGUGCAAUGGUCCGAGCCUUAAAUCGCUGGCCGCACUACUCCAAGACCGCGGACCCAGCGUUCUGGACAAUUUCCGGUACUAUCAGCUUACAACCUAUGUAACCUCGCUAGCUGGGAAGGCGCACCUCCACCGCCCACUGUCCCACUUCGAACAACUCUGUGUCGCCAGACAGCAUCUCAUCCAUGGCAUAUCGCAACUAUACUCCAUGCUGCAGAGUGGUGGGGACCAGUCCCCCUUAGGGUUCACGAUACGGUGGGAAAUGGAAGCAGGGGUCGAGCUAUCUACUUCAGAUUGGCAAAAGAUCUUCCAAUUGACGCACAGAGGGACCAUCUGUUCCAAAUUCCAGGAAUGCAACUACAAGAUACUGUCGAGUUGGUAUAGAACUCCGGACAUCCUUCGUCAUGUCCAUGAGUCCAUCUCAGGGGAGUGCUGGAGGUGUGGAAACGCGGAUGGUACUGGGAUCCAUAUCUGGUGGUCGUGCCCUCGCAUUGAACCUUUUUGGAGAACGAUACACAAAGGGAUUAAAGACGUUACUGGGACGGACAUCCCUUUCCAGCCGCUGCCAAUGCUACUGAACCACACGAGCAUGCCAAUCACCGCCUACAAAAGGGGUCUGAUGAUACACCUUCUUACGGCAGCAAAAUCUCUCAUCCCCAUGUUGUGGAGAAGCCAGGUAGCCCCUUCACUCCGCCAAUGGAUAGAUAGGGUAGAAAUGAUUUACAACAUGGAAUUGAUGACUGCGUCUCUGCAGGGACGCUUGGAUAAAUGUGCUCUCACAUGGUUUCCAUGGACGGAGUAUACAGCCAGGGGGGCCGCGGGGGGCGCCCGGACCGGGGAGGGUGGGGCGCCCGCACCGGCACGGCUUUCCCCACCCACGACGAACUGACUGAGAUCCGCAGUACCUAUCUGCGGGGAGGGGGGCGCACUUCCCUAUCCAUAUGACUACGACUUCCCUUCCCAUUCCACUCCACACUUCCCAGACGGACGACACACGGAGGCGUUUACCCGAGAGUAGGCUCUCAAGUUCACUCACCCACUAACCUAGCAUUCAGAGCGUUUGGGGAAUGGGGCGUGGAGCACAGAGCAAUGAAUGGAACUAGUCCACGGCGGAGCAGGGGGAUAGCGGGUUGGUGGGGCUCUUGAACAUCUUAGGAGUGGGUAGGUGGUGUACAGGUCGGGGGGGAUUAGACCAGAGGGCGGGAGGUUAACAAUGCUUCCGGGUUGUCUGGGGGGAGGUCCUCUGGCGCUUUCAGUUCCACGCGCUUGGUUCGCCCCGGGCCUCAGAUUCAAUAAAUACAGUGGCACCCGAUUUGAUCCCUAGGGGGCUCCAGCAACUUACGUCAGGGGAGGAGAGGGGGGACGGAGGCGUCGGAGGGCACCCUACAGCUGGCUGACUUCUCACACGAACCACUGCACCAGCGUUGAGGGUCAGUGGUUACCAACAUGACUUUGGGCCAUGGGCUAACCCACUAGGGGGCCGCCUAGAAUACGGUGGUAGAGGCUACGUGCAGUUUAGAAUUCCCGUUCACGAGGUAGCAUGGAAAGCCGCACUCCCCAUGCCCCGCUCUUCGCAUGUGUCCGAGUGUCCCGGGAUUGCGGCCUUGGUUGUCGCUCAGAUGCUUCUGCGCUGUCUAAGUUCUAGCUCUAUUCUUUCGCUAAGACACCAUCAAAUAUCCAGCUGUAUUGGCGGCUUAUGUGGAAUAUAGUGUUCUUUCUUCCUUGCCUAUGUAAAGGUUGCUAAACAUGUUUGAACUUGUGUGUUGUACUAAACGCGCUGUAUUAAAUAAAUGGAAAAAUAAAGAUUGUCAAAAACAAAACAAAAAAAAACCUCCACAAUUAUGGGUCUGAUUUGGAUAUACUAUUUUUGAAUGGAUUGGUUUUACUAUUUUAUUAUUAUAUGGGAUCCUUUAUACUUAUUUGUCCAUACAUCGUAAAAAGUUCAAAUUUUAUGGUUGAUCUUGUACAACGGUCCAGUUAACAUAUUUUACUCUAUUCCCCCAUUUUGUCUACCUUCUGGGGGAAGAGUAUAACCAUCUACUCAUCAUGACGAGCAUCUUAUUAAAUGUGAUAUCUUUUCCAUGAAUUCUUAAUGAAUGGUAUUUUUGGUUGUUUUCCACCUCAUUUUAUACUUUUAUCUGUAUUCCUAAUAAUAUUAUUUUAAUUUAUUUUCUUCACAUCUUAACUAUGUUGAACACAUUUAUUUAAUAUGUAUUUAUUUAUCUUCUUGACCCACACAAAUUAUUUUUUUACACAAAGCCCCUUGGUCGUGACUCCUGGGGGCUAAAGGAUACCUUCGUUGAUUCGUAGUGGUAGUGAGGUCUCUGGACUGUCAUCUAGCUGGCUCUAUGCAUUUUGUCCCACGAUAUUCAAGACUUCCUCAGGAGCUGGAGAUCUCCAUUUCCUGAAGAAGUCCAGAAUAUCGCAGGACGAAACACGUGGACCUCACUACCACCAUAAAAUCAACUACGGUAUCCCUUAGCCCCCAGGAGUCGUGACCAAGGGGCUUUGUGAGAACCUAUUUCCAUCUUUCAGUG
Pelobates cultripes (western spadefoot toad) is the source of this 3478-nucleotide messenger RNA. The record is from the annotation of a GenBank genome assembly. Lineage: Eukaryota; Metazoa; Chordata; Amphibia; Anura; Pelobatidae.